Messenger RNA from Arabidopsis arenosa, 4640 nucleotides. NCBI's taxonomy places the organism in Eukaryota, Viridiplantae, Streptophyta, Magnoliopsida, Brassicales, Brassicaceae. The record is from the annotation of a GenBank genome assembly.
AAUCGGUGGUGGAGCUGUGGUCCUAUUGUUGUGAUAUGGACAAGGCAUGGGUGUGGCUUCCAAGGGCUAGCCGAGAGUAUGUGGAAGGAGCAACAAAUUUUGUGACUGCAUCAUCAAGGAGGUUGGGGAAUCCAUCUGAAAUUUUCUGUCCCUGCAUCGAUUGCCGCAAUGUUUGCAAUCAACUUGUAGACACAGUAGUGGACCAUCUUGUGAUCAAGGGUAUGGAUAAGAAAUACAUGAGGAAUUCGUGUUGGAGUAUGCAUGGUGAAAGAAAGUCUGAUAUUUCUGAUAGUGUUCCCACAUCAGAAACUGAGGCUUAUGAUUUGCUUAGGACGGCUUAUUUUACUGGUGAAGGCAGUCCACAGCCAUUAAACAUCAUUGGAGGAGAAACUGAGGAGGGGACCUUGUCUGGAUGUAAAGUGAAAGGGAAACAAGCGUGUAAUGUAUGUGGAAAGGAUACACCUUGUAGGUGGUUGAAGAACUGUCGAAAGUAUGUGUAUAUGGGUAACAGAAAGCGACUCAGACCUGGACAUCCUUACAGACGCAGAAAAGCAUGGUUUGAUAACACUAUCGAGGAAGGCACUGCAAAAAGGGUUCAGUCUGGUACUGAAAUAUUUGACAUACUGAAAGACUUCAGGAAUGAUUUUGGAAGAGCUUUAGAUAAGGAAGCUAAAAGAAAAAGAUCAGAUUUGUUAGAAGAUGAGGCGGUUCCAGAGGAAGAGUGUGAUGAAAGCACUGAUCAGUGGCGGUGGAAGAAGCGGUCAAUAUUGUUUGAGUUAGCUUACUGGAAGGAUUUGCCGGUGCGUCACAAUAUUGAUGUGAUGCAUGUGGAGAAGAACUUGUCUGAUGCUAUGUUGUCUACACUGAUGCAAAGUGCCAAGUCAAAAGAUGGCUUGAAAGCAAGAAAAGACCUGGAAGAUAUUGGAAUCCGAAGGCAUCUGCACCCAGAGGUACGGGGAAAGAAAACAUAUUUGCCUCCAGCAGCUUACUGGAUGUCUAAGGAAGAGAAAAAGGUAUUUUGCAAGAGGUUGUCUAAUUUCAGAGGUCCUGAUGGUUAUUGCGGGAAUAUUGCUAAUUGUGUUUCAGUCAACCCUCCUGUGAUUGGGAGUUUGAAGUACAUGAAAACACUUAAGGCAUAUGUAAAAAACUAUGCAAGACCAGAAGCGUGUAUGGCUGAAGGAUACUUGGCCGGAGAAUGCAUUUCUUUCUGCUUAGAGUUCCUACAGAAUUCUGUACCAGUGCAAGAAGCUGUAAACCGUAACGAAGAUGUUGAGGCUGAUGGAAGUGUUGUUGAAGGCAGACCAUUGCAUAAGGGUCGAGAAGUUGUCCUUUCAGAGAAAGAGAGAGACAUAGCACAUCGAUAUGUCUUGAUGAACUUGGCAGCUGUGGAUCCCUAUGUGGAGAUGCAUUUGGAAGAAUUGCAGUCUCAGGAUGCUCGAUGCGCUAGAAAUGAAACUAUUUUAUGGAAAUAUCAUACAGAUCAGUUUGCCCAGUGCAUAAAAAAAAAGAUUCCUUCUAAUUCAAAAGAUCACUCGACGAAGCUUCGGUGGUUGGCAUUUGGACCUAGACUAACUGCUCAUACCCACAAAGGGUUUGUCAUUAACGGGCAUCGCUUUCACACUGAUGACGUUAAGCGAAAGACACAGAAUAGUGGAGUGACUUAUGAAGCUUUUAGCAUGUGUAGAUCUACUGCACGAGACACUAGACAAAUGGCUGACAUAGUUACUUACUAUGGAGUGAUUAAGGAAAUUAUACUUCUGGACUACCACAUGUUCACAGUGCCAUUAUUCAAAUGCAGUUGGGCCAAUAGAGGGUAUGGUGUAAAGGAAGAGGAUGGAUUCACGCUUGUGAACCUUCAUAUGAAUCAAUCGUCAUAUCUCCAAGAUCCAUAUAUUCUCCCAUCACAAGCAAAACAAGUUUUCUAUUCCAGAGAGAAUGACACAUCACCUUGGUAUGUUGUUAUGAGGGCUCCUCCUAGGGGCUACCACGAGUUGGAGACAGAGGAAGAGUUUGUUGGUGCACCUUUAUCACCCCAACCAGUUGAUGAUUUAGAGAUUCAAUCUUCUGAUGAUGAGAGUUUCUAUGUUAGGGAGGAUUGUGAAGGGAUCACAGUUGCAGAAGGAGGAUUAGUCCGUCGAAGUAAACGUCAACAAGGCUUGGAUGCUGUAACAGUCAUGCAGCGGCCAAAAGCCACCAAAACAAAGAAAAAAAGAAUAGGAGAAGUGAUGACUGAUGUUGUUAACCUUGAGGAAGCUGAAGAAGCUGUUGGUGAUCUUGUUCAAGAUGUUCAGAAGUCUGGUGAUAUAGCUGCUGAGGAAGUUGUUGGUGGUCCUGUUCAAGAAGUUCAGAAAUCUGGUGAUGUAGUUGCUGAGGAAGCUGAUGGUGAUCCUGAUCAAACUGUUUCUGAGAAAGAAGUUGCUAACACUAGUCAACAACCUUUUGAGCAAGUAGAUGCUCAAGAUGAUGAUGAGACUGUUGAACCUAUGGCAGUUGAAACUGACAAUAUGAAUCAAGAUUCUCAACCUGUUGCAUCUGAACCUAAUGCUAGGGAAGAUGACUCUCAGCGUACUGAUGCUGGAACUGAGAUGCGUAGCACUUCAGGACUAGGAACACCGCAGUCAGCUCCCACUAUAAAGAAGAGAAGAGGGCCGACCAAGAUGCGUAAAGUGGCUAAGGAUCCUCAGGACAGGGUUGAAGUGUCAUUCACUGAGCUUGGUGAACAUGUAGGUCCUGGUUCAGUGACACUAUCAUCAUUUGUUGGUGCUAUUGUGCGUGAACAUGUUCCGGUAACACUUGAUGAUUGGAGAAAACUGGAUAGUCAGACAAAGGAUACACUUUGGGAGGAAAUACAGGGGAGGUUUAAUUUGCAAGAAGAGUGGCAGAAAGAAUCUGUUUUCAAGCAGAUGGGUUGUAUAUGGAGGUCUUCAAAGUCUAAGCUCCUAGGUCUAGUUAGAGAUGCAAAGAGUAGCACAGAGAGAAUGAAAUUGAAACCAAGCAAUAUCCCAUCUAUUCCAGUUUGGAACUCUUGGAUUAAGAGUAGGACUAGCACAGCUUUUAAGGAAAAAAGUAACAAGUUCAGGGCAUUGAGGAGGGCUCAGAUUCCCCACACUACCAGCCGCAAGGGAAUGUUUCGUCUAGCUCAUGAAAUGAAAAAAAAAAGUGAUGACCCUAAAAAGAUCACUAGGAGUAAGGUUUGGAUAGCAGGACACACUCACGCUGAUGGUAGACCCGUGAGGCCAGAGUUUGCUGACACUAUUGAACAAAUACAAUCACUUGAUAGUCAAAUGGACUCCACAUCAGGUGAUAACAUAAGAGAAGAUGCUGUCAGUAAAGUGUUGGGAAAAGAAAAACCUGGACGUGUCAGAGGGAUGGGCAGAGGGAUAACUGCUACCAAGCUAGCUUUCAUUCAGGCUAGAGACUCUAGACUUGAAGAGUUGCAUAACGAGGUUGAAGACUUGAAGAAUCAGAUCCGUGACUUGGCUGGAAAGAAUAAAAACUCUGGUGCUGGGACUUCUCAAUCUGAGGUUAGUGAUGUAGGCAAAGGAGUUAGGUGUCAGAUACUGGAUUGGUAUGCGAAUAAAGAUAUUGUUGUUGGUGAGGGAGAAUUUUGCUCUGCUGAACCUCAGUAUCGGAUUGGCCGCAUUCCACUGGGUGAACACGGCGCAGCGGUCAUCGUCACUUCUGUAUCAGUUCCAGAAGCAUCUCUUUGGAGGCCAACAGCAGAUGUGUUCUUACUUCAGCAAGCUUUAGGAGUUAAGAUUGCAUGGCCAGUCGAUAAAGUUAUAUUGGACAGCGGAUUGGACAGCCAGAAUAACUCAGAAAAUACAGGUGGAUGCAAGGAUACUGGUACAGAUGAUGACCAGCUUGGUAGAUGCAAAGUUUUUGAUUGGAAAAUGGAUGAAGUUAUUGCUGAGGGUGUUAUAUGUUCCACUAACAAAGAUGAGCUGAUCGAUAACAUACCUUUGGGUCUGAAUGCUGUUAUUCUGAUAGUUGAUUUGGUCCUUAAACCUGAAGCUUGUUUGUGGAGACCAAGUCCCGAAAUGUUUGUGAUGGGUGAUGCAUUGAAAACAAAGAUAGCAUGGCCAGUCCAUAGGUUAGAAUUAAUGGAUGCACCUGAAGAGGCAGUAGGGAGAAAAUCAUCUACUCCGAGUGCAAGUAACACAAUCAGGACAGGCAAAGGAGCACAUGAAGUAGGCAGAAGACCAUCUACUCCGAGUGUGAGUACCACCAGCACAGGUAAAGGAGUAAAGAAGAAGUGCAUCCUGUUAGACUGCAAUAACUCUGGCCGCAAAGUUGCAGAAGGCAGAGUGUGCUCCACUGACCCAGCUGUUCUUAUCCAUCACGUCCCAUUAGGUCAGAAUGCUAGCAAAGUGUGGGUAGAAGUUUCUAAGAUUGAUGAUGCAUGUGUGUGGAGACCCAAUUCAGAAAUCGAAUACAUUUCUGAUGCAAUAGGCACUACAGUGGCUUGGCCAAAUGACAAACUCUUGUUCAUCUAAGCUUUCUAAGUAUAAUCUCGAUUUCAACUUUUUAGUACUCAUAGUCAACAAACUAAGUACUUAUUUUGUAUGUGUUUUUGGAUAAGUUUAUGCUUUUUUUUUAUCAGUUAUAUUUAUCUUUUUAAAUAUAGAAUGCAAAAGUAC